AUGUGGAAGAAUACGUUCAGAGUUGCGAUACAUGUCAACGCGCUAAAGCCUCAAACACACAAGAAGAAAGAGAUGUUGCAACCUUUAGAGGUCCUCUCUAUUCCUUGGAGUUCCAUUUCAAUGGACUUCAUCACCAAAGCAACCAUCGAAGAACUUGCUCAAAUCUUCCUCCGGGAGAUAUGGCGACUGCAUGGACUUCCUGAGGAGAUUAUCUCCGAUCAGGACUCUAGAUUCGAAACAUAUCGUCCUCAAACUGACGGGCAAACUGAGAGAGUCGACCAAACGCUAGAACAGUAUCUCAAAAAACUAUUGCUUCUGUCAGCGGGACGAUUGGGCAGAGUUACUCCCGCUUGCCAAGUACGCCUACAACACGGCCACCCAAGAGUCAACCAAAGCAUCGCCAUUCUACGCGAACUAUAG
Morchella importuna is the source of this 420-nucleotide messenger RNA. RefSeq lists its product as uncharacterized. The record is from RefSeq and is a predicted model, not a curated record. Bases 1 to 420 code for a protein of 139 amino acids. Lineage: Eukaryota; Fungi; Ascomycota; Pezizomycetes; Pezizales; Morchellaceae. Gene Ontology annotation, molecular function: nucleic acid binding. The transcript has a single exon.